AUGUCCAGUGCGCCCAAUGCUCCGCCCUUGGCUGAACGGACGGACAUACACAAGUCUUGUAAAUCACUGGAAACAUUACUGAAUAUCCUGAACGACUACUGUGAAGCGGCCGGGGCAGUAGUUACCUUGCAGAAGAAACUGGCGAAGGCUCUACGCGACGCUGCGGGGGUGAAGGUCACAGGUACAAUACCAGGAAACGCGCUGAACUCAAGUGCAACCAUCUUCGAAGUCUUGUCCGAGAUUGACUCUAAAUUCGCCAAGUUUGCGGACAAGGAGUACGACAACAUCAGCUCGGAGGUGAAGAAAUGGUUCAAGAAACUCGCCAAAGAAGAGAAGGCCCACGACGACUGGAUAGCCAAUUCAAAUGCCAGGAUAAAGCAAGCAGGGAUGUUGUACGAGAAAAAGUCGAAGCGCAGUACGCGAGAUGCUGAAGACGAGCACGCACGAUAUAUCAACCUUCUCAGCACUCUCGGACCAGAGAUCUCGCAGGAGAAAUACAACCAUAUCCUCCAGGUGACCCAGCGCCACACAUUGACUACAUAUAACGUCGCGGCGUGUUUAUCUCGGAUUGCGGAUGCGGAGUGGUUGAGAGUUUGCGAGGGAAUCCGACGUAUAUCACCCACAAUAGGUCCUCUGGGUGAAUGGCGAUCGUAUUGCGAGGGCGGGUGGAAUGGGCCCACUUCCCUCGAGCUGCCCGACGUUGCGCCUCCUCAGUCUGACAACCCUGGGCCUACCAACGACGAACCGGCGCAGUCAUAUUCCAACCCUAGCCCGGAUGUGGCCCGCAUUGAAAACUCUCGCUCCCCAAAUUCUGAGCCCUCCCCCGUCUUUCUCUCCGGUAAUGAGAGAGGGCGGGAUCAGCCGCCUCUUAUUCAUGAAACGACACGAUCAGAAGCUACGGGGACCAUGAGAUCGAACUAUGCUUCUACCACAUCGUCUGUUCCUCCUUCAUCCUUUGAACCCCCGCGCCCUCUCACGGACCCAAAUACUGGUUCCGUUCGCUCACUUUCUGAUUUCCCCGCACCGCCGACACAUUUUCCUAUCCCGCCCAGAAGACCGUCACUAACUCGACCUCCCGUUGACAUGCCCCGCGCGCCGGCUACCCAAGUGCUUGAGGAUCCACCACAUACUCCCUCUCUAACACCAUCUAACGUCAGUUUCCCAACCAUGCCUCGACUAACAGAAUCCCCCCUUCCUGACGAGAGUUUGCAAGAUGGGGGUACAUUGAGUGAUGGCGCGCCUACGGCGGGUGACUCUAGGCGCAGCACUGGUUCGGUUCCCCGUGAACAACAACCAGUACAACAUCCUCCCACGCCUGCGCCUCUGACCGCCGAUGUCUCUGAGCCAUCUCCCAAACAGCCUCAUAGACAAUAUGUUGGUGAUAACAAGUUCUCUGAGCCUACACCAGCAACGCUAGAUCGAAGGCCACCAAGUCCAAGGCUUUCGAGGGACGAUGAUCGAGUUCAAGAGAGAAAACAAGAGACGAACUAUACUCCAGCCCCCGAUACAUCUCGUGUCCGGGCGCUGGAUAGAACGGAUACGGGGACCAGCAGUAUUGUAGCGACCAUGAAAAAUCGCAUUUCGAGCGGGUCUGGGAGGAGUACUUCCCCACCGCCCAAGGAUAUACCGCGUCUCCCCCUCAGCGUUGCUAACCUAGCCUCAAGAUACCAACCUACCGACAGUCCUUCUUCACCUAUUACUGCCUCGCCAUCUAUCUCGAGAAGGAUAUCGUCACCACCGCUUGACACCGUUGCCCAAGCGCGACUCGCAGAAUCAGCUUUCUCCAGCCCUCCCACUCCCAAUGUCAGAGCGCUGAGCAACUCUCCCGGGGAUAACGCGCGCAAUACCCAACGAAUGAGCGAGACCACGCAGAUGGCGCUGGCGGAGAAGGAGCGGCAGUUGCAGAUGCGUGAACGAGAAAUCGAAAUGAAGGCGAAGGAGCUGGAGCGGGAUCGCGCCAGAUUGCUGGCUGAACCCGCUUCAAAUUACUCGCGCAAUGGUCAGGGAGAGCCCAGUAGCCCUGGAAGGGGUUAUAGGGAGAGGAACAAGUCCUUUGAGACGCGUACUGACGAAGCCUCUAAUGCUCGACCUCGUUACUCGUACAGCACUACCCACCUUGUCCCUCCGUCUGGGCCGUAUUCAACAUCAUCGUCGCAUUCCCAACGAAGCUCUGGUACCUCUUCCCAGCCUCCUUCUCCGCAACACUUGCAAGGACCGUCUGACCAUGCUCCUUAUUGCGGAUGCGAUAAAUGCUCUGUUGCUAAAUACAAGAUGUCCCCGAAGAAUCCUUCGCCAGCGGAUCUCAGGCCCCCGGAGAAACCUAUACUGCUCCGUCCAGAAAAACCCAAAGGGUGGAUGCGUCGGUUAAGCAUGCCGGUGGGGAACCCCUUCUCUCUUGAUCACAAACGCAAUAAUAGCGCGACUGUUGGGAACUUUUCUCUGGAUGGGAAGAAGAAUGCGAGCUCGACGGCGUUGCGGGGGAUCCAGGAAGACGGUAGGAUGGGCCUUCGGUACGAUGCUGGGGGAGGUAUAAGUAACCGGAGUGUAACGAGUUUUACUCUUGGGCAACGCUAA
This is a messenger RNA of Pleurotus ostreatus (oyster mushroom), 2574 nucleotides long. RefSeq lists its product as uncharacterized. The record is from RefSeq and is a predicted model, not a curated record. Bases 1 to 2574 code for a protein of 857 amino acids. The transcript has 6 exons. Lineage: Eukaryota; Fungi; Basidiomycota; Agaricomycetes; Agaricales; Pleurotaceae.